UGCAAAGUGAAGCUUGAAGGAGAGCUACAGAGAAACGGAAAUCUAUCCAAACCGUGAGAAUAAAGCUUUCAUUCACCAUGCUCGACCGUCUCGUAGGCCUCAGCAUGCUCAUUGCAGCCACCGCAAUCUUCCUCUACUACACCAUCUGGACCCUAUUCAUGCCCUUCGUCGACGAAGAUCACCCUCUCCACUCUCUCUUCCCUCCGCGUGUCUGGGCCAUCCGCAUCCCCGUCAUCCUCAUAAUACUCGGCACCACAGUCGUCGGCAGCUUCCUCUCCGUCGUCAUGAUACGGAGUAACAGGAAGAAGGCGCUGAAGGCGAAACAGAAGAAGGCGACUUGAAGCCGCCGUUUGCACCAUGUCAAUUUCCGUCAUGCAUGUUCUUCGGCGUUCAUCAGCGAGGGCCUGAGUUCAGUCGAGGGAGGCAGCGCUUUAGGGCACAAAAAUGAAUUCUGGGUUCCUGAGUGAAUUCAACGCAACGACCGAUUCCGCUAAUACCUUUACAAAAGCGAUCGUAACUUCUAGUAUUAUUGUAAUGACGUUACUGCUGUCCACAUGCCUG
Molecule: messenger RNA, 561 nt
Organism: Westerdykella ornata
Lineage: Eukaryota; Fungi; Ascomycota; Dothideomycetes; Pleosporales; Sporormiaceae
Product: dolichol phosphate-mannose biosynthesis regulatory
Exons: 3
Coding region: 78-341 (87 amino acids)
Biological process (GO): GPI anchor biosynthetic process
Cellular component (GO): endoplasmic reticulum membrane; dolichol-phosphate-mannose synthase complex
Molecular function (GO): enzyme regulator activity
Source: RefSeq, a predicted model, not a curated record